AUGCCGGGCCAAGGUCUGUGUUGUGGCAGCCUGGAGCAGCCCAAACCCCUGAUGAAGAUGGGGCUGACGGUGAUCCUGAUCGGACACGUCAACUUCAUGUUGGCGGCGCUGGUGCAGGGCGUGGUGCUCCGACACAUCAACUUCCAGAAGCAUCACCGCACCCUGGAGUACGCCAUCUCCACCGUGGUGACGCUGACCGCAGGACUGCUGGGAAUUCUCGUCGGCAUUCUCACCAUUGUUCUGGCCAAGAACAGGAAGAGCAGAUGUCUGUGUUGUGGCAGCCUGGAGCAGCCCAAACCCCUGAUGAAGAUGGGGCUGACGGUGAUCCUGAUCGGACACGUCAACUUCAUGUUGGCGGCGCUGGUGCAGGGCGUGGUGCUCCGACACAUCAACUUCCAGAAGCAUCACCGCACCCUGGAGUACGCCAUCUCCACCGUGGUGACGCUGACCGCAGGACUGCUGGGAAUUCUCGUCGGCAUUCUCACCAUUGUUCUGGCCAAGAACAGGAAGAGCAGAUGUUUGACCUGGACCGUGUUUGUGCUCAGUCUGACCGCGGCCAUCCUCGCCGGGAUUUCUGCCUUGGGUCUGUUUAUCGCCGUGGUGAUGGCCAUCAAGCAAAACGGACGCAUCCUCCUCAGUCACUGCCGCUUCCCCGACGCCAUCGGCUACUCCAGCAUCACCAACGAGUGCCCCUUCGACCCCACCCGCAUCUAUAGUACCACGCUAAUCCUGUGGGUGCCUCUGAUCGUCACGUCAGUGGUGCAGAUGGUCUUCACGUCUCGGUGCUUCGGGGUUUGCCUGUUCUUCCUCGGGCUGCCCUGCUGCUGCUGCUGUCGUCGUAGCAGCAAGACGUUAGGCCGAUCGAUCAAUGCUGUGACCCCACUGGCCCCUGAACCUGCCCUUCGCCCCUUGCCUCAAAUCAGCACUUCACUCCCAUCGAGUCGCCUGCCUUCCCAAAGACGCUCCACCAGCACCACCAGUCCUCCUUUAGAACCCGCUCCCCUCGGGCGCAUCAGCCAGACCCCCUCGCACCGCUCUGCCCCAGGUCUGGUCCUGUACACAGAGAGCCCCGUACGCCUCAGCUCCAACCGCUCCCACUCCAGUGAACCGGACGGCACUUCCAGACCGCGGCGGGACGGCUCCAAGGCCCAAAGCAGGUCCCUUCCUCCUCCUCGCUAUGCUCCCCGACCGCAACCGUACAGCAGCGCGGGCUCUUCAGAGAGGCCGCUGUCGUCGCUGGUCAAAGCUCAGGACAGGACCCAGCUCCCAGCACCCAGCCCCAGGACCAGACAGAGACCAGAGGAGCAUCAGCUACUGGGCAGACCACGGCAACCGCUGCAGAGGGGCGCCAUGGAGAGGACCAGCUUUUGGAUUUAG
Molecule: messenger RNA, 1377 nt
Organism: Knipowitschia caucasica
Lineage: Eukaryota; Metazoa; Chordata; Actinopteri; Gobiiformes; Gobiidae
Source: the annotation of a GenBank genome assembly